This is a messenger RNA of Prorocentrum cordatum, 4157 nucleotides long. Lineage: Eukaryota; Dinophyceae; Prorocentrales; Prorocentraceae. The record is from the annotation of a GenBank genome assembly.
AUGCAGCAGUUUCUCGAACAGGUCCGUGCCGACCUGAAGUCGCAGACGACCGUCUCGGCCCACUGCGUGUUGAAGGGGCAGGUCCAACGUGACCUGAAGUUGCAAACGGCCGCCAUCAAGACAUACCUCGGCUCGGUCCACGGCGAGCUGAAGGAGCAGAUGGCCGCAAACAAAACAGACCUUGACAAUGUCAACAGCUUCGCGACUGCGCAGCUGAGCGGCGAGGCACCCAUCGAAUAUCUCGAGCGGAUCCGCGAAGAGACGACGAUGCAGAAGGCCGCCGCCAAGACAGACCUCGACCAGGGCACCAACCACUUGAGGGAGCAGAAGGCCGAGCUCUCAGCAGAUCUCGACAAGAUCAAUUGCCAGGCGAAGGAGUUCGAAGUGAAGCUCGGCGCCGAGCUCGUUGAGCUCAAGAGCUCCGCGCUGGACACCGCCCACCCGCCGGUCGCGCCCUGCCUCCAUGCCAAGGGCGCCGAGGGGCUGCCGCCGGGGCGGUUAGAGGCGCGCAUCGGGGCGCCUUCGGGCGCGUCUCGGAAGCUGCUCCAGCAUCGGCAGCGCCGGCCUCUCCGAGUCUGGCUGCUGGGGGCGCCGGUGCCGCUGCGCGUGGCGGUCGUCGCCGGGGGCCUGGGCAUCCUGCUCGGCGACCUCGCGGUGCUGCUGGUGCGGGCGUUCGACUGCGCGCGCCUGGUGUCGGUGCAGAUCUGCUCGCUGAUCCUCGCCUCCCUGGGCGGGGUGAAGUAUCUGGUGCUGUCCCCCAACGAGGGCAUGAGUGAGGAAGAGAUCGACAUGCGCAGCGUGUUGGACUUCGGACAGGCGGGCACGCGGGGCGGCCUGCCGACCGGCCUUAGGGCAGCGAAGGGCCAGCCGGACUACCGCUUCAAGGAGCGGCCGCGCGGCGCGGCGCUGCAGUCGUGGAUCAUGGUCAGGCUGGCGCCGGGCGAGACCGCGGACGAGGCCGCGCGGGCCUUCGUGGCGACCGCGGCGCUGGAUGCUGUCAGGGGGAUGCCGACGCCGCCGCCCGCGGAGGGCGCCCGCGCGCUCGAGAUCAAGCGGGGCGCGGCCUGCCGCUGCUUCGGGGACCUGAAGAGUGUGGUAGACUCAUCGGGGCUGUGCGAGUUCGAGGACUGGGUGCUGUCUGGGCCCCGGACCACUUUGUACGUGGAGAAGGAGAUUGCCAAGCAGAGCGGGGGCCCGGUCCAUCGCCAUGCUGCUUGGAAGCACGAGAACAAGCUCGACGAUGAUGAGCAGGGCGUGGUGGCCCACGAGAUGCUGUCAGAGAGUUUGGAGCUGGCUUGCACGCACGGCCAGGUCGACGCUACCAACCUGGCGAGCUGGGAGGAGCUCGCGAGGCAUUUGCAGGUCUUGGGGCACAAGACCAAGAAGAAGAAGGAGACGAUCAAGGAGUUCGAUGGUCAGGACUACUGCUUGGGCCGCGCCAGGAGGACGAGGGGGGCCAUCAUCGGUCUGGAGCUGCUGAAGUGGGUCGCGGAGUCCGCGGCCCGGGACUCGGCCAAUCUGAAGGAGGAGCGCAAGGCUACGGAGGAGAUCGGCCGCAGGUCUGCUGUGGGCCGCCGCGUGAACGACUGCAUCGCCGCCCUGAACAAUCUGCACGGGGAGGGCGACUUUUGCUCGAAGGCCCGUCCUUCGGAGGCACAAUUUUCUGCUGUGGACACGCUCUGGCAGGCUGUGUCGGGCGACAAGCCGCCGGACAACGCCCCCAGCCCCGAGGCAGCCCUCGUGGAGUUGCUCGGCACGGGUAGUCUGGGCUACGGCUCUGACGGCCCCACUGUGGUUGCGCCGCAUGAUCGCGGCCUGGUUUCGUGGCCUGAGUCGGCGGGCUGCGUCAGCUUGCUGGAGGUGCUGCCGGAGCCAGACCGCCAGGAGGUGAUCGACGGUAAGAAUUCGAUGAUGCUUCGCGCUGAAGAGGUUCGCCCAGGCGCCACCAAGGUGUACUGGGAUAAGACCUUGCAAUCCAACGCAGACGAGUACAUGCGGUUCGUGCAGGACCUGCUGGACCGCGGCAUGGUGGAGCUGCGGACUCGUCGCGAAUUUGAAGUGGGAGUGUUUUUCGUGAGGAAGAAGUCGGGCCGCCUGAGGCUCAUAGUGGACGCUCGAGCUGUCAACCAGGCGCUGAAGCGGCCGCCGACGAUCCACAUGGCGUCCACCGCGGCGCUGGUGAACAUGGAGGUCGAGGGCGGCGCCCAGCUGGAGUUCUCGAUCCAGGACAUCGCAGACUGCUUCUACCAGUUUCGCGUGCCGGACUACAUGGUGCCGUGGUUUGGCAUGCGCCCUCUUAGGGCAAGGCAGCUGGGCGUGAAGGUGGUCGACGGCCUCGCGGUCUCAGAGGGGGCGUGGGUCUACCCAUGCCUGCGGGUGCUGCCCAUGGGCUUCGCGUGGGCCAUGCGCUGGACGCAGCAGGCGCACCGCGAGCUGCUGCGGCGAGGGGGCCUCGGUGGCAUCGAGAGCGAGCUGGUGGACAGGCAGAUCGCUCCAAGCGUGGACUCGCCUCAGGUGCCGAGGGUCGUCUACGUGGACAACGAGAUCUUCGUCUCGUCGCGACCGGGUGCCACCCGGGGUGCGAGAAGGCAGGCGGCCAAGGUGAUGGCCGAGGCUGGGCUGCCGCUGCGCGAGGUCGAGGAGAGCAAGACGGUCGUGGAGGCGCUGGGCCUGGAGCUGGACGGCAUCAAGCUGCGGGCCCGGCUGGCACGGGCCAAGCGCUGGAGGUCGAGCAGUUUCACGCAUGCCAUGCUGCUGAAUCGCCCCGCGUUGUGCGUCUUCCGCUCGGCCUACGACUUUGCCCGGAAGCACUACAGGGCGCCUGUGCCGCUCUGGCCGUCGGUGCGGCAAGAACUGGCUAACGCGCUGCACCUCGUGCCGUUGCUGGCCGUCCAGUUCGAUCUGCCGUGGUCCGGGCGCGUCACCUGCUCCGAUGCCACGCUGCGCGGCUACGCGGUGCAGGAGGCUGACAUGGAACCGUCGGCCGUGCGGGAGGUCGGACGCUGGAGUGAGCGCUGGCGCUUUCGCAUCCAGUCGACCUUGCGCCCGCGCGAGGUUUACAUCAUGUACACCCAGCCAUGCCUCUACGGGUUCCUGAAGGCCUUAGUGGAGCCCCUCGUCGUCAAGCGCUUCUGGAUCUACCUCUGGCUGGUGCUCUUGGGGCCGCUGGGGCCGCUGCGGAAGGAGUUCCCAGAGAUCCCAAAGGGGUUCAUCAGCGAGGGCUCGUGGAGGACCAUCCAGGCAAGGCGGCUGCGGCGGCGCUGGAUGCCUGGCGACGGCGGCCCGCUGGAGAGGCAGCCGAGGGGGCGUGCGGUCGGGACUGGUGGGCUCACGACGCUGGAGCAGGAGGGCAUCGCCCAAGCGACGAGGCAGGACUACGAGAGAAGGCUGGAUCGGUUCGACGUCUUCUGCAGGACCCACGGGCUCACCACGGCGAGCGACGUCGAGUUGAAGAAGGCCGUGGGGGAGUACAUGGAGCUGCCUUUCAACCAGGGAGAGCCGUCGAGCAGCGGGGCCAAGCUGCGGGCCGCGAUAAGGCAUCGCGGCCCAGGGCUGCACCAUGCGGGCAGGCAGCUGAAGCUGCCCCGCAUGGCGAGGGCGCUGCAGGGCUGGCGGGGGCUGGUGCGGCCGCUGGCGUGGGCGCCAGCGCCUUGGGCGGCGCUAGCGGCCCUCGCGGUGGCCCUGAUCGACCUCGGCCAGCGGCGAGCGGCCCUCGGCGUGAUGCUCGCGGCGGACGCCUACCUGCGCCCGAGGGAGCUGCUGACCCUCCGGGCGGACCACAGGGUGCUGGCGCAGCCGCGUGCUGGGGGCGACUACCGCUUCACGUCCCUGGAGCUGAGGCCCAAAAAGGAGCUGCAGUCAGCCGCGACCAAGGGCUUCAGCGACUCGAUCCUGCUCAACAGCCCCGCAAAAUCUUUUGUCGGGCCCCGGCUGGAGCAGAUCGUUUCCCAGUCGCAGCCGGUGGAUCUCCUCUCUCCAUGGUCGGGCGCGGACUUCAAUGCCAUGUUCAAGGUAGCAGCCGCGCUCUUCGGUCUCAAGAGCUGGGAGUUGACGCGCCGCCGGGCCUCGCUCCACCGCGGCCGACAAUUGCUGCUGGCCGAGGCCGACCAGCUGCUCGAGGGCGCCCUGGGCGACGGGCGCACCAACGGCUUCGCGCG